CUAACCCGUCCUUUCCACGCUCGCGCACCGCCUCCCCUCCGGCGCCUCCCUCCACGUCCGCCCGAUGGGCCCCCAAGAACUGGGCCCCACCAUCACCCUCCUCGCCGAGUCCUUCGCCGAGUCCUCGUGGAUGUCGUCGGGGUACGCCAAGCUUCUCGAGUUCUUGAUAAAGCAGUACGUUGUCGAGAGGAGGAGUUUGGUCCCGCACGCCGUCAUGCUCGUUGGGGUUUACAAGGAGGGGGAGGGUGAAGGGGAGCUGGCUUGUACGGCCGAGGUUUCGUUCGAUGCGAGGGGAGCGAACAAGGAUCCCCCGACGCCGGCGGCGCCGAGGAACUGUCCUUAUGUUUGCAACAUGACCGUGAAGAAGAAGUUGAGGAGGAAAGGGAUUGGUCGACAGCUCCUUAGGGCAUGUGAGGAGCUGAUUUCUCAGAUGAAGACAAUAAGGAAAGUAUACCUCCAUUGCCGACUAAUUGACACAGGUCCUUUCGAAAUGUAUACAAAAGCUGGUUACAGUAUUGUUCAGACCGAUAGUAUGUUAAUCUUGCUCUCCUUUCAGCGACGAAAGCACUUGAUGUGUAAAGAGCUCCCACCUUUGGUUGAUUCUCAGUUUGAUACUUCUGAUGACGAGGCGGCUCCUUCUGAUAGAGAUCAAUAACCAAAGAAUGUUUAACCUUCAAAGUACUGAUUACUUCACCUGGUGCUGUUGUAUCAUAACUAGAUAAGUUAUUUUAUUGUGAUACAGUUCUCUGUAGUGAAAAAAUGAUGAUUGGCUACA
This is a messenger RNA of Asparagus officinalis (garden asparagus), 775 nucleotides long. RefSeq lists its product as uncharacterized. Bases 65 to 655 code for a protein of 196 amino acids. Lineage: Eukaryota; Viridiplantae; Streptophyta; Magnoliopsida; Asparagales; Asparagaceae. Gene Ontology annotation, molecular function: acyltransferase activity, transferring groups other than amino-acyl groups. The transcript is spliced from 2 exons. The record is from RefSeq and is a predicted model, not a curated record.